GUUGACAGCUUGUUGUUGUCAUUUAUGGCCCUUGUCACUAAUGUCACUUUAAAAAAUAGCUUGAUUUUCGAUUCAUUUUGAAAUAAAUAUUCUAUCAUUAGUAUUAUUGGAGAAUAUGGCAGAUGUAUUAGAUAUUAACGAUGCAGUGGACAUUGAUGUAGAAGAUGAAGGUGAACAGAGCGUUCUUAGAUUAAAAGACAAAGUUGUCAGCCGCAAAGGCCGUGGUUUCGGUCCCGGUGAAGGAAGACAACACGAAAAAAUAAGAGGCUACGAAUCUAUAGAAGCAGGAGAUCGAGAUCAUGGAGAUGAACCUGGCCCGCAAAAAUCAGUGGAAGGCUGGAUACUGUUCGUUACUUCCGUACACGAGGAAGCUACGGAAGAAGAUUUGAGCAAGAAGUUUUCCGAAUAUGGAACAAUUAAGAAUAUCAGCAUCAAUUUAGAUCGUCGUACAGGUUUUCUGAAAGGAUAUGCUUUAAUAGAAUACGGAAGUUAUGGAGAAGCUUCGGUUGCUAGAGAAGCACUUAAUGGAUCAUCCUUGUUGGGUCAAACUGUUGGUGUAGAUUGGUGCUUUGUAAAGGGGCCAAAGAAGACAAAAAAGCGAAGCAAACGACAUUAAUUUUUGUAUUUAAAUUACUAUUUUUAAGUACUACAGUAUGUGUUUAUAAUAAAAUUCAUUAUUUCUCAUCAUUGGUGUUUUUAUUUAAUAAGAAUUGGAAUAAUUGGAUCUUUU
Psylliodes chrysocephalus is the source of this 730-nucleotide messenger RNA. The record is from the annotation of a GenBank genome assembly. Lineage: Eukaryota; Metazoa; Arthropoda; Insecta; Coleoptera; Chrysomelidae.